AUGCAGUCGGGGUGGCUCGUUUCCGGUCCUGCGCCGUUUCUGGAGCGGAUUGGAACCCGGAGUCAGGAUUUGGUAAAUGAAGGUUUUGCAGAAAAGGUUGGCAUAAUGGCUGAACAGACACCAGAUGAGUUCAUCUGGUGCGAGGACUGUGGCCAGUACCAUGACUCUGAGUGUCCUGAACUUGGGCCGGUGGUGACUGUCCAGGACUCCUUCGUCCUCAGCCGAGCUCGGUCGUCUCUUCCGGACAGCCUGGAGAUCAGAGAGGUGGGAAAUGGAGAGGAGGGGGUGUUUGUCCUGCACCGGCUGGUCAAGAGGACUCGGUUUGGGCCCUUUGAAGCAAAGAGGGUUCCCCACCUGGAGAAGGAAGGAGCGUUCCCCCUGAAGAUCUUCAAGAAGGACGGUGUAGUGGUGUGUUUUGACUCCAGCAGUGAGGAGGACUGCAACUGGAUGAUGCUGGUGCGACCUGCCAGCGACCACAAGCACCAGAAUCUGAAGGCUUACCAGCAGGAUGACGAAGUGUACUUCAACACCUCCCAGGAUGUGCUGCCAGGAACAGAGCUGAGAGUCUGGUAUGGAGCGUUCUACGCCAAGAAGAUGGAGAAGACCAUGCUGAAACCCCCACUUCAGCCACCGCUGCCUCCACCAGAUGUGACAGCUCCAUCUGCUAAAUCUGAGAUCUCAGAGAAAAGUGGAGCCCACAUGCCUCCAGCGGCUGAAGACAGCAGCGCAGGCGACAUGCUGAUCCACCUCAACGAGGUAAAGACGAUAACGGUGCUUCCAGCAGAGCAACUCCUGCCCCAGGGGGAAUGCCUGGUUGGUCCUGAUGAGGAGGAGGGCAGCUCCCCUGCAGCACAGCCCAGCCCCAAGAGAGGGCACAGCCGAGGGAGGAGAGCUAAAGGACGCAGGCCCAGUGCUGCAGCUGCAGCAAGCAAAAACAGAGAUGUGAAGCCCCCACUGGUGAGCUCGGAGCCUGUAGCGUCAGAGGGGGGAACAAAAGCGGCAGAGAACAGCAGCCCACUGAGCACUCCAGACAGCGGGCCUGUCCUGAAGAGGCACAGAGCGAGAGAGCACAAGAAGGUCUACGCUUGCCCCCGCUGCAACAAGGUCUUCCAGAACAGCAGCAACCUCAACAGACACAUCCGAUCUCAUGGUGAUAAGCUGUUCAAGUGCGAUGAAUGUGACAAGUUGUUCAGCCGUAAGGAGAGCCUGAAGCAGCACAUCUCAUACAAGCACAGCAAGAACGUGCCUGACCAAGAGUACAAGUACAAAUGCAACACGUGUGAGAAAUCUUUUCGCCUGGAAAAUGCCUUAAAGUUCCACAACUGCCGGACAGACGAUAAGACGUUCCAGUGUGAUAUCUGCUCGCGGUUCUUCUCCACCAACAGCAACCUCUCCAAGCACAAGAAGAAGCACGGCGAGAAGCUCUACUCCUGUGAAAUCUGCAACAAGAUGUUCUACCGCAAAGACGUGAUGCAGGAGCACCACAGGAGGCACGGUUUGGGACCAAAGCACAUGAAGAGAGAGGAGCUGGAGGCCAAUGGAGAAGAAGGGACCAAGUACAGGAAGGAGCCGUCACCCUGUCCCAUUUGCAGCAAGGUGUUCUCCUGCAGGAGUAACAUGAACAAGCAUCUGUUGACUCACGGCGAUAAAAAGUACACCUGUGAGAUCUGCGGCCGCAAGUUCUUCCGUGUAGACGUCCUCCGAGACCACAUUCACGUGCACUUCAAGGACAUAGCCUUAAUGGACGAGCAGGAAAGGGAAGACUUCAUCAAGAAGAUCGGCAUCUCAGCGGACGACAGUGACGAAACAGACGAGGAUGAAGAUGAAGAUGACCCAGAGCACCAUAAAUAUAACUGCAAGAAAUGCCAACUGUCGUUUGCAAAAGGAAAAGAGUACCUGAAGCACAUCAUGGAGCAGCACAAGGAGAAAGCCUACGGCUGCGGGAUCUGUAACCGACGCUUUGCACUCAAAGCCACUUACAACGCUCACCUGGUCAUCCACCGAGAGCAGCUGCCCGACCCUUCGGUGCAGAAGUACAUCCAUCCAUGUGAGAUUUGUGGGCGAAUAUUCAAUAGCAUUGGAAAUCUGGAAAGGCACAAGAUCAUCCACACAGGGGUGAAGAGCCACGGCUGCGAUAAAUGCGGCAAAUCAUUUGCAAGAAAGGACAUGCUGAAGGAGCAUCUCAGGGUGCACGACGACAACCGAGAGUACCUGUGCGCCGAGUGCGGGAAAGGUAUGAAGACCAAACAUGCUCUGAGACACCACAUGAAGCUCCACAAGGGCAUCAAAGAGUACGAGUGUAAGGAGUGUAAGCGCAAAUUCGCCCAAAAGGUCAACAUGCUGAAACACUACAAGAGACACACAGGUAUAAAGGACUUCAUGUGCGAGUUGUGUGGAAAGACUUUCAGUGAGAGGACCACACUAGAGACUCACAAGCUCAUCCACACAGUGGGUAAGACGUGGACAUGUCCCACAUGCGAUAAGAAAUAUCUGACCGAGUACAUGCUGCAGAAGCACGUCCACCUGACCCACGAAAAGGUAGAGGCCCAGUCGUGUCACCUCUGCGGGACAAAGGUGUCCACUCGCGCUUCUAUGAACCGACACCUGCGACGCAAACAUCCCGAGGUGGUGUCUGUGAGAAUCGACGAGUUUGAUGAUCUUCAGGAAAAUUUGUCAAUGAAUGAUUCAUCUAUCAGCAUUGUGCAGCCCUCUCUGACCAUGGAAAAAGACGGGAUGUCUCAGGAGCGGCCCAGUCGACCUUCCCGACACCCCAAGAAGAAGCAGAGAAGCUCAGCUGAGCCGGAGCUCUCCGAGUCCGAUGAAUACGUUGAUUUUGCUGAACCAAGGCACGAAGCCAUGUCAGAAUUCAACGCCGUCAUUGUCGGUGAUGAGACUGAGACGAGCUCUGCUGUACAGAGCAUCCAGCAGGUGGUGGUUCUGACCGACCCCAGUGCUCCAUCAGCCUCCUCCCCCAACAGCUCAGUGGGACUGACCAACAUCACAGUCACGCCCAUCACCAGCCACGCCCCUGCCCAGUUUACCAGCCUGCAGCCUGUUGCCGUGGGCCACCUGACAGCCAGCGACCGGCCCCUCACACUGGACAACUCCAUCCUCACGGUCACCUUUGACACAGUCAGUGGCUCUGCUAUGCUGCACAACCGGUCUGCAGAACUCAUCCCAGAGACUGUAGGUCCUGCUGGAAGCGGGACACCCCAGUCCGUCGCCCAUUUCAUCAACCUCGCCACUCUGGUCAACCCCAUGGGCCACCAGCUAGAGGCCCCGACUCUGGCGUGGAGGCCUGUACCUGCAGCUGAGGGCAGCCAGGUCACUCCAGUGGUGGAGGGUGCACAGGGGGAGAGUCAGGAGGCCCAGGGCCCAGAUCCAGGCCGGCCCAGCCAGAGCCAGCCAGCCACCCCUCAGCAACAAAGCAGUUCUGCGCAACAGAUGUUCAGCUACUGAGCAGACACUAGGGGUGCAGGUCACCUCACACAGAUACUGUUACAUAGUAGAGUAGAUUUUUAACAAACUGUACAAAGUUGUGAUCACUGUCACCCAGAUGCCUCUCCAGCCCAAUGGAAGCAAAUGGUAUUGUAAUAUUUUUUAAUACUAAAACGGAAAACCAAUUGACAGUUAGUGAAUCUGUUUUUGAGAAAAUGAGGAAAAAAAUGUGCAUUUAGCCACAAUCACUGACGUCUGAAACCAAAGCAACUGUUGACUAUUCUAACGCCUUACCAGCCUUGGGGGAAAAAUGCAUGAUUUCGAGAUAAACCUGCUGCUUGAACAACGAGAUGUGGAAAUGCACCAACAUGAAAAGCAGAUGAACUUUGUGACAAAUAAAGUGAAAAUACGUUGACCACAUUAUAAUAACACAUGGUAUUUGGUGUAUUCCCAAAAGCAGCUGAGUGCUGAACAUGAUUUUUGAAUGCUGUAAACUGUAAUUAUUGUCAAACUGUCUGAAAUAAAUAUUG
Pelmatolapia mariae (spotted tilapia) is the source of this 3968-nucleotide messenger RNA. It is a transcript of the gene prdm15, whose product is annotated as PR domain containing 15. Gene Ontology annotation, biological process: regulation of DNA-templated transcription. Gene Ontology annotation, molecular function: RNA polymerase II cis-regulatory region sequence-specific DNA binding; protein binding; DNA-binding transcription factor activity, RNA polymerase II-specific. NCBI's taxonomy places the organism in Eukaryota, Metazoa, Chordata, Actinopteri, Cichliformes, Cichlidae. The record is from RefSeq and is a predicted model, not a curated record.